This is a messenger RNA of Phymastichus coffea, 4004 nucleotides long. It is a transcript of the gene Hrd3, whose product is annotated as protein sel-1 homolog 1-like. Gene Ontology annotation, biological process: ERAD pathway. The transcript has 7 exons. Gene Ontology annotation, cellular component: endoplasmic reticulum membrane. The coding region runs from base 546 to 2864 and encodes 772 amino acids. NCBI's taxonomy places the organism in Eukaryota, Metazoa, Arthropoda, Insecta, Hymenoptera, Eulophidae. Gene Ontology annotation, molecular function: protein binding. The record is from RefSeq and is a predicted model, not a curated record.
AUUCGGAUUUUGAACUUCGCGGGUUGUGAAUUAAUGUCCGGGCAGAAACAUACAUAUACACGCGAAUACAGACAUCCGUGUUAUCACGCACAUAGUACAGCGUAAAAUAUACUUAUUGAAUAUUCGAGAAAUCGAAAUUUGGAGUACAUCAUAGCUUCAAACCAUUCAUCGAAAUUAUUCUGUUCAAGGUUAUUUUAUGUGCUUCGUAUUCCGAACAAGUACUUCUACAAAAAAUAAAGUCGUGCCAUCAUUACAAAUGCAACUAGGCAUAUAAGCUGCAUAUAUACGUACUGGAGUUAUCAUUUUAUACUAACGAUGACUAGUACCUGAUUCCACGAUAUCAGCUUACGUUGUAUUUUUAACGCGGAGCCGCGCAGGGCAUGGUUUGAAAAUAAUGAACACUGACGUGUCAUAUUGACGUAAUUAACGAUAGGAAUGGCAGUCUGCUAGAAUGUCCACGUAUGUGUUCACGUUUGGGGAUUUAACGAGUUGCCGACUAUGUGGAAGAUAACUAAACGUUAAAAAGUACGCAGGGAAAAGAGAAAAUGAAGGUAGCUUGUGCUAUUGCCGCUAUUUUGCUCCUUGCAUGGACAGUGCAAGCUGAAAAAGAGACAACAGAUACAAUAACAAAAAUUGAGGAGAAGCAAGAUGAUACAUCAGAGGUCACUUCCCAGGCUAAAUCCAAGGAGGAUUCGGAAGAAGAGAUUGUGACCGAAGAUUGGGAAACUAUUAUUGAGCAUUUAAGAGAAAUCACUGCUCUUCGUGAUACAAUAAGAUCAUUGCUGCCUCCUGCGGAUACUUACAUUGCUGGUAAAACUGGUAAACAGCAAAUAAGUAAGAGUGAUGACAGUGAUGAAGGAAUCAGUAAAGAAACAUUGACUUCAUGGACAAAAAAUUCAGAUUUACAAUCAAAAGGUGUGGAGAGUUUGCACUCUUCUACUGAGCAAAACCUCUCUGAAGAGGAAGAAGAAUUAGAAAAUUGGAGUGAAGAGAAACCCAUAGAGUCACUCCUUGAAAAAGAACCAGAACCAUUAACUCCUGAAGAACAAGAAGCGGAAGAUUUAUUCAAUCAAGCCAAAGGAUUUUUAAACGGAACUCGAGUUCAUAAAUCAGCAGCUUACAAAUUACUUGCUGCAGCUGCAACUUUAGGUCAUAAGGAAGCUCGUUCUAUGUGGGCAUGGGCUCAGUUACUUGGCACACAAGUGAGUUCCUCUUCAUCACGUUCUUCUAGUCAAGAUAUUCCAGCUGCUCUGCAGACUUUCAAAGAAUUGGCUGAUACUGGAUUACCUUCUGCUCAUACAGCUUUGGGAUUUUUUUAUGCAACUGGUCUUGGUGGAGUGAAUGCCUCACAAGCAAAAGCUCUUUUGCAUUAUACAUUUGGAGCUCUUGGAGGAGAUUAUCGCGCUCAAAUGAUCAUGGGCUAUCGUUAUUGGAGUGGAAUAACUGUGCAAGCUUCUUGCGAGAAAGCUCUAGAUUUUUAUAGAAAGGUUGCAAAUAAAGUUGCUGAUGAAGUAUCUUUGAGUGGUGGUCCAGCAGUGCAACGUGUCAGACUUUUGGAUGAAUAUGAAAAUCCUAAUUACAGUUCUGGUAUAUUUGAUCAAGAUCUGAUAGAAUAUUAUCAAUUACUUGCCGAAAAAGGUGACAUUCAAGCUCAAGUUGGAUUAGGGCAAUUGCAUUAUCAAGGUGGGAGAGGAGUGCCUAUUGAUCAUCAAAGAGCUUUACAUUAUUUUCAAAAUGCGGCUGAUGCUGGAAAUCCUGUUGCAAUGGCUUUCUUAGGAAAAAUAUACUUGGAAGGUAGUGAUAUAGUCAAACAAGAUAAUGAAACUGCCUUCAAGUACUUCAAGAAAGCUGCUGAUUUAGGAAAUCCUGUAGGACAAAGUGGAUUAGGAUUGAUGUACUUACAUGGUAAAGGAGUUGAUAAAGACCCUGCAAAGGCACUUCAUUAUUUUGGUCAAGCAGCAGAGCAAGGAUGGGUUGAUGGACAAUUACAAUUAGGAAAUAUGUAUUUCAGUGGUACAGGUGUACGACGUGAUUAUAAAUUGGCCAACAAAUACUUCAACUUGGCCAGUCAGUCAGGUCACGUUUUAGCCUUUUACAAUUUGGGUCAGAUGCACGCCAGCGGCACUGGUAUGAUGCGCAGCUGUCCAGCGGCUGUUGAAUUAUUUAAAAACGUUGCCGAGCGAGGAAAAUGGAGCGAUCAACUGAUGAUUGCUCACUCGGAUUAUCGAGAAGGCAGGGUCGAUGAGUCCUUUGUGUUAUACUAUUUGUUUGCUGAAAUGGGCUACGAAGUCGCUCAAAGCAACGCAGCUUUUAUUAUUGACCGGACUGAGACAAGCGUAUUCACUGAAGAAGAGGGACUUGUAAGAGCUCUUUCGCUAUGGGCUCGCGCUGCUUCCCAAGGAUACUCGGUCGCUCAGGUAAAACUCGGUGACGCCCAUUACUAUGGUCGAGGCACGAAGGUUGACUACGAGGUGGCGGCAAGUCACUAUCGCUCGGCUUCAGAACAGCAGCACAAUGCACAAGCGAUGUUCAAUCUAGGCUACAUGCAUGAACGCGGAUUGGGUUUGACAAAAGAUAAGCAUCUGGCAAAACGUUGUUACGAUUUGGCAGCUGAGACGAGUCCUGAUGCACGAAUUCCCGUAGCUUUGGCUCUCAUCAAGCUGUUUCUACUGUUUAGUUUAGAUUACGUACAAGAACUCAGUGUGUUUGAACAGUUCAGUAAGUGGGACGAGUCGUUGGUAGAGAACUGGGAUCUCUAUCUCAUUGGUAUCUUCACUGGUAUGCUAGGUUUGGUCUUCUACUUCAGAAGGCCUCAUCUGUUGCAGCAAGCUCAAAGAGCUCCGCCUGUGCAACCGGUUAAUUGAGUAACGCGAUGCGUUGUCUAUAGACUAUUGAACACUUUAUGCACAAACUCGACAGAGCCAUAUGGGACCAAGCUCAAAGUCGAGUCGUUCGUUUUUCAAGUGAGCUAGGAAUUGAAUGUUGUUUUGAGUUCAAAUUUUCAAAUGAUAUAUGUAUAAUUAGGACUGAAUGUUUUGGCGCGCAUAUACAAUACGGUUAGAAAAUUUCUUUUUCUUCAACAUUUACUCAACGAAAAAAAUUUAUAUCAAAAUUACUCAUGUUAUGGAAAUAAUGAGCUAAUGAUAUUGUUUGGUGUUGUGUAUGGAUGAAUCACUAUUUCACAAUAAUGCUUAAAUUUGUUUAUUCAGCUCUACCUAUAUUUCUUAAAUUUUUAAUUUGUUCGUAAUUAUAUCGAUUAAAUUUGUAAAUAGACAUACAGCAUGUAUAAAUCAUUUACUAUAUAGCAUAUCAGUACAGACUUCUAAUAAUGUACUAUGAUUGGAUUUAUGUGUAAUAGAAGAACGAUAAAUUUAAUUAAUCGAUGUAAAUAUUAACAGUGAAAAAUAUCUAGUGAAUGAAAGAUUUUUACUUUGUAUUAUUAUAUACGUUGUGUCAAUGACAAAUAUUUUAUUUUGGAGCAAUAAGUAGCGUGAACAUUGAACUUUUAUCAGUUAUUCAUAUUUAUCAAAGAAAAGACAAAUAGGAAAGAAAAUGUUCAUCUAAGUUAUAAUUUGACACUUUUGCAACAUUCUUUUCGAUUAUUUAAACGAGUUGUAAAAGUGCUUAUAUAAUAACUGUACAGAAGUAAGUAUAAACAACAUCAAACAUUUUUGUAAACAAUUGUUCUGCAUUAUUUGGAUUCUGAACUGCCUUUCGAGAAUAAAUGCUCAGCUUGUCAAGUCCAAUGAAUUUGUACUGGGAUAAGUAUUUUCGGUAGGAGGAGGAACUUCCAAUAUAAUUUUUAUAAAUCAUAAGCUGUAAUCGUACAUUAGUCACCUUAUUAGUUUACAUGAAUUUACGAUAGUUUUUAAAAUAUUAAACUUCUCUCGGUUUUUACCGAUAUAAUAAUAAAAAAUACUAAAUAAUCAUACAAACGCCAAUAAUAGCUGUUAACUUGUUGCGAACUAUUGCUGUGAUGUAAAAUAAAUUUGAAGUGAAACGUU